Messenger RNA from Cuscuta europaea, 1297 nucleotides. The record is from the annotation of a GenBank genome assembly. NCBI's taxonomy places the organism in Eukaryota, Viridiplantae, Streptophyta, Magnoliopsida, Solanales, Convolvulaceae.
CUAUUGCCAAUUCCCGCCGGCCUCCAUUCUCUCACUUCUGGUUGUGGCUGCACGGCCUGCAUUCCGCCGUCUCUUCAAGGCAGUGCUUGUGAUUUUUAAACCCAAAAAGAUGACCUCAAUCUCCUCGCCAGGCCUUUCCUCCUCUUCCCUCCCUCGCUCAUCCGCCGGCGUCCGCCCCCAUCUGCCUUGCCAGCUGGCAUCUCCGCCUAGGCCCUAUUCUGCUACAUCUUACACCUCCAUCCGCACCUCAUGCUCUCGCAAGCAAUUCACCGUCGCUUCCGGAGGCAACCUUGUGCCAGAUUCUCAGCUGCAGAGAAACGGAGUUUAUACAGUAGGCAACUUUAUGACGGGAAAGGAAAAUUUACUCGUAGUGAAGCCAUCAACAUCUGUAGAUGAAGCAUUGGAAGUUCUUGUAGAGAACAGAAUUACUGGCUUUCCUGUGAUUGACGAUGAGUGGAAGCUGGUUGGUGUGGUCUCUGAUUAUGACUUGUUGGCACUGGAUUCUGUAUCAGGUACUGGAAGAGCUGAUGCAGACAUGUUUCCCGAAGUUGAUAGCACAUGGAAAACAUUCAAUGAAGUACAGAUAUUGCUCAGCAAAACCAAUGGGAAAGUAGUUGGUGACUUGAUGACACCUGCACCAUUAGUGGUGCGUGAAUCCUCUAAUCUCGAGGAUGCAGCAAGAUUACUACUGGAAACAAAAUAUCGCCGACUUCCUGUUGUAGAUUCUGACGGCAAGCUGGUCGGGAUUAUUACCCGGGGAAAUGUUGUACGAGCUGCCCUUCAAAUAAAACGUUCCAUGGAAAUGCAGACCUAAAAAUCUGCAAGGAAAUUCAAACUUGAUUUCCUGCAAGUACAGUGACGUAUCUAUAUAUAGCAAAGCACGAAUCAUGCCAGAGCAUAGAUCCCCAAAUAACAACGUUCCUGGGACUAGCUCAAAUGUGGGAACUGGCUGAACUGAAUUGUCUUCAACUAUGUAUAUAUCAGGCGAUCCAUGUCCCUCCCAGAAAGUUCUCAUAACUUUUUCAACAGCUGAGAUUCUAAGUUCCACCUAGUCCGCAUUUAAUUUGGGAUUUUUUAUUAUGUGAACAUAUUCUGGUAUAAAUUGGUUUGGAUAACUUUUUCGUUUUCCGAUGUUUACCCGCUCACAUUUGUACUGAAAUUACAAUAUUUAUCCAUUUUGGUAAGUGAGGUCACAUGUAGCUUUGGAUUGAUUGAAUUCGUUUCGUUUAUCAGUACGUUCAUCCUGUUUUUUCCCAAACUCAUUUUUGGAUAUCAAUUUUACUUACCUCAGAAUCUC